Molecule: messenger RNA, 1014 nt
Organism: Castor canadensis (American beaver)
Lineage: Eukaryota; Metazoa; Chordata; Mammalia; Rodentia; Castoridae
Product: olfactory receptor 8D2-like
Biological process (GO): G protein-coupled receptor signaling pathway
Cellular component (GO): membrane
Molecular function (GO): G protein-coupled receptor activity; olfactory receptor activity
Source: RefSeq, a predicted model, not a curated record
UGGAAAUCAGAAAAAUAUCUCAUGUAUUCCUUUUCUCUUGUUUCUUCCUACAGGUAAUAUUUGCCAUAAAUGGUCACUUCAAACUAUUCUUCAGUGAUUGAGUUUAUCCUUGAAGGGUUAAUACAAUGCCCAGUGCUUCAAUUACCACUCUUUCUCCUGUUUCUUGGUAUAUAUGUGGUCACAGUGGUGGGGAAUCUUGGCAUGAUCCUCUUAAUAACUAUCAGUUCUCAACUUCACUCUCCAAUGUAUUAUUUUCUCAGUCAUUUGUCCUUCAUUGAUCUCUGCUACUCCUCUGUCAUUACCCCUAAGAUGCUGGUCAACUUUGUGUCAGAGAGGAACAUCAUCUCCUUUCUGGAGUGCAUGACACAACUUUACUUCUUUCUGAUUUUUGUCAUUGCAGAAGGCUACCUUCUGACAGCCAUGGCAUAUGACUGUUAUGUUGCUAUCUGUAGCCCUCUGAUUUAUAAUCUUGUCAUGUCCCACAGGGUCUGUUUCAUAAUGAUGGCUGUGGUAUACUCACUGGGUUUCUUUGGGGCCAUAGUCCAUACCACCUGCAUGUCAGUGUUGUCCUUCUGUGAGUCUCAUAUUGUCAGCCAUUAUUUUUGUGAUAUUGUGCCCUUGUUGAGUCUGUCUUGCUCUAACACUCACAUCAGUGAGGUGUUGCUGUUUAUUAUUGAAGGAGUUAACACUUUAGCACCCACACUCGCUGUUCUCAUCUCUUACGCGUUCAUCCUCUCUAGUAUUCUCCGUAAUCGUUCCACUGAAGGACGGUCCAAAGCCUUUGGUACUUGUAGCUCUCAUCUUAUGGCUGUGGGCAUCUUUUUUGGGUCUAUAACAUUCAUGUAUUUCAAGCCACCUUCCAGCACUGCUAUGGAACAAGAGAAAGUGUCCUCUGUGUUCUACACCACAGUGAUCCCCAUGCUGAAUCCUCUGAUCUACAGCCUGAGGAACAAGGAUGUAAAAAAUGCACUGAAAAAGGUGACUGGGGGAAGGCGGUCAUCCUAACAAAGUAAG